Messenger RNA from Lycium barbarum (goji berry), 1273 nucleotides. RefSeq lists its product as uncharacterized. The coding region runs from base 13 to 1182 and encodes 389 amino acids. The transcript is spliced from 6 exons. The record is from RefSeq and is a predicted model, not a curated record. NCBI's taxonomy places the organism in Eukaryota, Viridiplantae, Streptophyta, Magnoliopsida, Solanales, Solanaceae.
UAUUUGCAUACGAUGGAAACAAAAUUUAAUCGCAAUGAACGGAAUUAUGAUGGUGGUGCUAUUGAAUCUGAUGGAGGUUUAGCAGUUUUUUCUCACCCUGAAAAUUUUUUAGGCAGUGUCGACAUAGCGGGCGUUCUUGAUUCAUCAGAAUUUGAGCAGGCACAUUUUUAUAUUUUGAAGAACUGUGAUGAAAUUCAACCAUUUCUCGAAGAAUUUUCACAAAUUCCAGUUGAUACGUCUAAAAACAAUUCAGAUAUCGAAUGGAAUAGACAAUUCGUUAGUUGGUUAAAAAUAAAGGUUGACAUGAAUCCAUCAAAACUUGAGAACUCUGGAAUGGGAUCAACGUUCAAGACUAAUAAGCAUGCAUACAUUCCACCUGGUGCCUUAGCAAGUAGACGAGGGAAAAGCUUAAAACCUUCGGGCUCCGUAAGAGUAAUGGCUGAACAAAGAACUCCAAUUGGCCAAAGUAAAAUUUUUAAUGCAUCCACAUCUUAUCAACAUGAGCCAGCACAGAAUAAUAUCCUUGUACCUCCUGGUUUUGAUCAAAUUGAAGAUGAUGUUUCCCUCUCUACAGAAGUUGAAGGGAUGCAAGAUACUCAGACAAACGAAACAAUUGUAGGUCCUCGUGAAUCUGAGAAAGCAAAAAAGGUGAGAGGAAAGAACAUUUGUAAAAAUGUUGCAAGACUCAAACCUGGAGAAAAGUUGAGCGUCACUUUUUACCAGAAUCGAGCUGUUGGGAAGCAUGCUACCUCGUUUGUGAGACACUUAGGUAUUUUAGUUCGUGAUCGUAAUAUGUGCCCAUUGAGGGUACACUCCUUGAAGGACAUCGAAGAGGUUAAGCUAGAACACAUGUGGAAUGCUGUUACUGAUAAAUUUGUCUGUGACAACAUGAAUGAUAAAAAAGAACAUGUCUUACAACAUAUGAGAAGGUUAUGGAAUAACUGGAGAGGAUCACUGCACAAUAAUAUGAAGUCUAAGCCAUUCCGCGAUGCUCUAAAAGAUGUGCCAAGGGAGAUAAACGAAAGUGAUUGGGAAUGGCUGGUUAAGGAGCAUUUCUUAAGUGACAAGUUUAAGGAAACAAGUACAAAAAACUCCGUCAAUAGGUCUAAGUUGAGAAUGCCUCAUCGUACGGGUAGUAAGCCUAUUAGACAGAUAACAUAUGAAUUGGUAAGUAAAUCUUGAAAUCCUUUAAGAAGCUCCUUCUUUGUUAAAAUGAUUGCUUUUACCUGUUUGUUUAUAUGCGAAGGGAGGUAAAGAUUGUAAACCACCAAGC